CCUGGGGAAAAAACCCCCACAAUAAUAAGCGGUGUCGAGAUAAUGGCGGUCGAGGCUCUAAAUAAAAUCCAAAAUCCUCUCCAGGCUAAAGUUAUUGAAGCUGCGCGAGUAAGCUAGCUAGGGUUUCCGUGGAAAAAAAUGAUUUACGACGUCAAUUCUCCUCUCUUUCGCUCAUUCCUCAGCCAGAAGGGCGGUUCCUCCGACAAGAGGAAAAUGGAGGAACAGAGGCCAAAGGAUCAAAAACCCAAAGCAAAUGAGAAUAAACCAGCCAUGACAGAGUAGUAGGUGCUUUUGGUAUAUGCUUUAUAAUUAUAAGACAGGAGGGUGUUGGAUGUUUUAAAAUUCUAAGAUGCUUACUAUGAUAACUGUAGUUUGUUGUGGAUGUUUCAAAAUACCAUGAUUAAUGGUUCUUCUUUAUUGUUUGUUUAUUCAAGUCGGGGUGACUCUGGUUUUUAA
Messenger RNA from Hibiscus syriacus, 456 nucleotides. Its product is annotated as wound-induced basic protein-like. Lineage: Eukaryota; Viridiplantae; Streptophyta; Magnoliopsida; Malvales; Malvaceae. The record is from RefSeq and is a predicted model, not a curated record. The transcript is spliced from 2 exons. Bases 139 to 282 code for a protein of 47 amino acids.